AUGCAAAAAUUUAUUACAAAUAAUGAUAUUAUCUAUUUGAAUGUCGGUGGUGAGAAAAUUGUUACAUCGAGAGGAACGUUGACAUUGGUACCCGGAACAUUGUUAUCAACGAUGUUUUCUGGAAAAUGGGAAGACAACAUAAUGAAAGAUAAAGAUGGUUACAUUUUCCUUGACUAUAGUCCUGCACUUUUCAAAUGUCUUAUUGACCAAUUGAGAGAAUGGAAUGAUACUGUUUUCGAUGAAGAAGAAAAAGUAUUUGGAUUACCUGCUGGUUUUGAGCAGCAAUUUCAAAUAUUCAUUCAACAGCUCGGAUUUGAUAGCAAAUAUGUGAAUAAAUCGGCAAGUAGCAAUAUCCAAGAAAGCAAUCAAGAAAGAUUUAAUAAAGUGGUUGGCAAAAUAGAGCUUGCAGAUAAUGGUAAAGUGGCUAGACAUGACGCAAGUGUCACACAAUCAGAAGUUCGAGCUUGUCCAUUUCCAUGGCAAUUAAACGUCAAUCUGUAUAAUCCAAACACUAGUAUUCGAAUAUUAUCGUAA
Didymodactylos carnosus is the source of this 534-nucleotide messenger RNA. The record is from the annotation of a GenBank genome assembly. Lineage: Eukaryota; Metazoa; Rotifera; Eurotatoria; Philodinida; Philodinidae.